Messenger RNA from Lachancea nothofagi CBS 11611, 2118 nucleotides. The record is from the annotation of a GenBank genome assembly. Lineage: Eukaryota; Fungi; Ascomycota; Saccharomycetes; Saccharomycetales; Saccharomycetaceae.
AUGGCAGUCAUACCGGAAAACGUGAAAGGAGCCGUGGACACGGAUCCCUGGUUGGAGCCCUUCGCAGAGGUUCUUUCAGAACGGCGCUAUUUGGCCGAUAGAUGGUCGUAUGACAUCAAACACAGCACUUCAGACAAUUCGGCGCAGUCGCUGGCGACUUUUGCGCGGAAAUCGUACCAGGCGUACGGCUUGCAUGCAGAUCCCGAGACCAAGCAGAUAAGGUAUCGUGAGUGGGCUCCUAACGCUGUCAGGGCGUUUCUGGUGGGCGAAUUUAAUAACUGGUCUACAGAAUCUCACGAACUUAAGAGCAAAGACGCGUAUGGGGUUUUCUCGAUCACAAUUCCACCUCUGGAGUCUGGUGACUUCGCCAUCGCACACGACUCCAAACUGAAGAUACUGCUGGUCUUGCCAGAUGGCUCCCACAUUUACCGUUUACCAGCCUGGAUCACAAGAGCCACGCAGCCAGACAAGGAGACGGCGCGGCAAUUUGGGCCCAGUUAUGAGGCUCGUUUCUGGAACCCGUCCGUGCAAUACCAGUUCAAAAAUAAGAGACCUGCGUUCGAGCGGAAAACUGACUCGCUAAGGAUCUACGAAGCUCACGUAGGAAUCUCUUCUCCUGAGCCAAAGGUCGCCACCUACAAAGAGUUCACCCACACGGUUUUACCUAGAAUUCGAGAUCUCGGCUACGACGCCAUUCAGUUAAUGGCUAUAAUGGAACACGCAUACUACGCUUCAUUUGGAUAUCAGGUCACGAACUUCUUCGCCGUCAGUUCCAGAUACGGUACUCCUGAGGAUCUCAAGGAACUCAUCGAUGUGGCUCACGGGAUGGGCCUGCUUGUGCUAUUAGAUGUGGUCCACAGUCACGCUUCCAAAAAUGUCGACGACGGGUUGAACAAGUUUGAUGGAUCCGAUCAUCAAUACUUUCAUUCUCUUGCGUCUGGACGAGGCGAACACCCCUUGUGGGACUCACGUCUUUUCAACUACGGAUCUUUUGAGGUUCUCAGGUUCUUGUUGAGUAACUUGGCUUUUUACAUCGAUGUCUAUCAAUUUGACGGAUUCAGAUUCGAUGGCGUCACCUCGAUGCUGUACAAUCACCAUGGAGUGGGCGCGGGCGGCGCAUUCAGUGGUAACUACAACGAGUAUCUAUCGAAAGAAAAGUCAGAUGUCGAUCAUGAGGCACUGGCCUUCCUAAUGCUGGCAAACGAUUUGGUGCACGAAAUAUUACCCGAUAAUGGUAUUACAAUUGCUGAGGACGUUUCAGGGUAUCCAACGCUUUGCUUGUCUCGUCACAUUGGUGGUGUCGGGUUCGACUAUAGACUGGCCAUGGCCUUGCCAGAUAUGUGGAUCAAGUUGAUAAAAGAAAAAAGCGAUGAUGAUUGGAAAAUGGGUGACAUAGUUCACAACUUAGUCAAUCGUAGGCAUGGGGAAAAAGUGGUUGCUUACGCGGAGUCUCACGAUCAAGCUUUGGUUGGUGAUAAAACGUUGGCAUUUUGGCUCAUGGAUGCCGCGAUGUACACGGAUAUGACCUUGGCCAAGCCACUUAUUCCCGUUGUGGAUCGUGGCAUAGCUUUGCACAAGCUAAUUCGCCUAAUCACGCAUACACUUGGCGGCGAAGCUUAUCUGAAUUUUGAAGGUAAUGAAUUUGGUCAUCCGGAAUGGCUUGAUUUCCCCAAUGCAAACAAUGACGACAGCUACCACUACGCCCGACGCCAGUUUAACUUAAUCGAAGAUCCCUUAUUGCGGUACCAGCAUCUGAACAACUUUGACAAGGGCAUGCAAAAUUGCGAACGUCAAUUCAAAUGGCUCAAUACUCCGCAAGCGUACGUUUCGCUGAAACACGAAGUAGACAAAGUAAUUGCUUUUGAGCGGAAUGGACUGCUGUUCAUCUUCAACUUUCACCCUGUUGAAAGCUUUGCGGAUUACCGGAUCGGAGUCGAACAGCCGGGGUGUUACAAGAUCAUUUUGAACAGCGACCGUCCAGAAUUUGGUGGGCACAACAGAAUUGACGAGCCCAGCUCAAGAUUUUUCACCACAGACUUGCGUUGGAACGACAGAAGCAACUACAUUCAAGUCUACAUUCCCACAAGAACUGCUAUAGUUCUAGCCUUGGCGUCCUAA